Messenger RNA from Paramuricea clavata, 324 nucleotides. NCBI's taxonomy places the organism in Eukaryota, Metazoa, Cnidaria, Anthozoa, Malacalcyonacea, Plexauridae. The record is from the annotation of a GenBank genome assembly.
AUGCGGAAAUGGUCGUCGAACGAGCCAUCAGUUGUCGCAAGCAUCCCCGAGAGUGACCGGUUAUCUGCUGUUGAAAUUAACAAAGAAGAGCCGUCUAAAACCAAGACUCUGGGUGUCUUGUGGGAUCCUGAAAGAGAUGUAUUUACCUUCAGAGUGGAACCUCCUGAUGCGAAUAAAACCCCUACGAAACGUAAUGUACUGAGCGCCAUAGCUGCUGUAUAUGACCCCCUUCAGUUUCUCUCGCCAUUCCUUGUUCGGGCUAAAAUUUUCAUGCAGGAGAUUUGGAGAGCAGGGUUGGAUUGGGAUGACAAACCUUCCAAGUGA